Molecule: messenger RNA, 2644 nt
Organism: Rosa rugosa (rugosa rose)
Lineage: Eukaryota; Viridiplantae; Streptophyta; Magnoliopsida; Rosales; Rosaceae
Product: protein LAZY 1
Exons: 4
Coding region: 1387-2523 (378 amino acids)
Biological process (GO): gravitropism; regulation of auxin polar transport
Source: RefSeq, a predicted model, not a curated record
AAGGUUUUAAUCAAGUACAAAACAACAGGCAGAAAUUAAGGCUAAAGCAAGUAGAUUACGUCAGUAUAUGGCAAAAACAGAAACUUAAUUCAUAAGCUGCAAGCAGAGAAGCUGCACAAGUGUGAUUGAAGUAAAAAUGGCCCUACUCUUGUCUGGUGAUCCUACAUUUCAUUGUAAUAAGACUGCUAUCUAGAACCAACACUGGAUUAAGAUCAACUUUUCACAUGCAAUGAACAGCUUUAAAUAGUAAGGUGCAAAAUGAAAAUAUAGCAAAUACAAUUUUCAUUGAAAAUAAACGAGUGAAUUACUGUCACUAUGAUAUCACAAAAAACUGCAUUGCAUUAACUCUUGUAAUGUGGCUUAAGAAUGCUACAGAAGCUCAGUUAGAUCCAAUAAUCAGAUUACAAAAUAUGUAUAUUUUCACCAGCGAAACAAGUACAGUGCAUACUCUCGUCGUCCUUUGCAUUGUUGCACUACCCGAAAGUGUUGAGAAUGUGUAACUAUAACUCCCACAUUGGAUAAAUAUAACCUUGCCUAUGGGUUUAUAAGGGUUUGGGUCACUCCAUCCAUAGUCAAUUGGUUUUGGAUGUGAACCCCAGAUUACUUUAUCAUGAUAUCAGAGCGGGUUAUCCACCUGUUUGGUUUCAGCGAUGGCCACACGUGCUCACCGUCACCCAAUAUAACUUGUCCACGUGUAUGGCUUGAGAAAUCGCCACACGUGCGGGGGCGUGUUGAGAAUGUGUAACUAUAACUCCCACAUUGGAUAAAUAUAACCUUGCCUAUGGGUUUAUAAGGGUUUGGGCCACUCCAUCCAUAGCCAAUUGGUUUUGGAUGUGAACCCCAGAUUACUUUAUCAGAAAGACACUUGUUUAUCAGGUCUAUAGCCAACUAAAAGACAUGUCUGUGUUUACAUUUUAUUAUAUAUUUUAUCAAGGAUUACAUGUGGCAUUAUUUAUACCUGUGAGACUAACUUCAAGAAAACACAAAUAUGCACGAAGACAAUUUCAUGGUGUUCAAACCAACCUCCAAUUUCUCUAGAUGAUUUGGUCUUUGAUAAGAGCAGCCAACCACAAUCUUGUAUCUUUCUAAUUGGUUCUCUCUACUCAACCUUAUCAGACCCUUGUAUCAAUCAGCAUUCAGAAGUCAAAUUGAAAGAUCUUUAUGAGAUUAUUCUGUGACUCUUUAACAUUCCUACCAUCUCUUUUUAAAUCCCAUCUUCCUUGCAAACUACAUCUACAUCUACAUCUAUUUUUUGUCUCCCAUGGUUACUGAAUCAAUAUAACAUCAAGCCCUCCAAGACAGGUGAAAAUGAAGGUAAGUUAAACUCAUACUAAAUAUAUGAGAUGUUAUUUUCAAUCUAUUUAACUUCAUCUUUGCAAACCAUUGAUGCAGUUGUUACAAUGGGUGCGCCAAAAAUUUCAGCACACUAGCAUUGAACCUCUCAAGGAUCUCAGUAUUGCUCAGCCAUCAGAUGAUGACCAAGAUGCCUAUACAAAGCCAACCUUCCGUUACAGAUAUGGAUCUACAUUCCUAGAGCCACCUAGGAAGGACCAAAAGAAAUCUUUUUCUGAAUCUGAAGACAGGAGAGAAGAAGAAACAUCUGUUAUUGUCUCAGAGCUGUUUCAUGGCUUUCUCACCAUUGGAACUCUUGGCUCGGAAACAAGUGCCAAUGAACCAGCAACACCAACGUUUGCAACACCUUUAGAGAACCUAACUGAGAAAAAGACAGAGGUCACAGAAAAUGACUUGAAGCUCAUCAACUAUGAGCUAGAGAGGUUUCUUGAGGCUGAGACAAGGGAAGAUCCAUCAUCAGCGAGGGACAGUCAUGUUAGCAGUAUUACACUCAGUGGCAUGCAAAUGGAGGACUCUGAAGAUGAAGAGUACUGUGCAGCAACAGUGGUUUGUCCCCUCCAAGGAUAUCUGCUUGGGUCCUCAGUUGAAUUGCCAGAAAUGAGAACAGAAGCAAAGAAAGAAAAGGCAUCACUACAAGAGCUGUUUGAUAGGACAAAAGUGACUGAAAAUUUCGAGAGAAGUGAGGAGAAAGAUCCCAAGCAAAAACGUAAAUCUGCCAUGGAUUCCAUGAAGAAGAUAAUAAAAAAACUCUAUGCUUCUUCCAAGAGCUCCACUUCUACUAGUGGUCAUUCAAAUGAUCCUGUUUCCACCAUGAAGAAACUUGGUGAGGCAUCUGAUUCUGUUUCAACCAAGAAGAAACCCCAUAAGGUAUUACGUAUGUUUCAAAGAAGGAUUCAUCCUGAAGGCUCUAUAGCUGAAAAAGAAUUUAUCAAGUCCAAGAAAUACAAGGACAAGAGCAACUCCAGUAACAUUGGUGGUUGUAAUAGGAAUCUGAUACUCAUGGGUGCAGAGAACAUAAGGUUACCCCAUGAGUCAAAGUUUAAGGAAGGGACCAAACAAUGUAAGAAGUACAUGGACUGGCCUCAAUACAGGCUGAAUGGCAGUGAUUUGAGAAGAAAUGAAGAGCACUGGAUCAAAACAGAUGCAGACUACUUGGUGUUGGAGCUGUAGUAAGAAAUCAUAAGUGGCCACCUUUAUGAGAAAGAAUGUGUGUUCGUUUGAAUAUUUCUAUUGGUCAUGUACUUAUUUGUGAAUGAUUAAGUGGUAAGUUGCAUUCAAGAAAAGGUAACGG